This is a messenger RNA of Esox lucius (northern pike), 4457 nucleotides long. It is a transcript of the gene vps9d1, whose product is annotated as VPS9 domain containing 1. Gene Ontology annotation, molecular function: small GTPase binding; guanyl-nucleotide exchange factor activity. Bases 98 to 2131 code for a protein of 677 amino acids. NCBI's taxonomy places the organism in Eukaryota, Metazoa, Chordata, Actinopteri, Esociformes, Esocidae. The record is from RefSeq and is a predicted model, not a curated record. Gene Ontology annotation, biological process: vesicle-mediated transport. The transcript is spliced from 16 exons. Gene Ontology annotation, cellular component: endocytic vesicle; cytosol.
AAACAAGUAGUAAUGCAACUAGCACACUGUACCGCCAUCUGGCGGCUGUGGAAAUCUUUGCUUCCGGAAAAUUCAACUAUCAGUGACAACAACAACCAUGGCCGCUGCCGUCGUUGACGGUGGCAUGAAGCCACUUCAAAAUGCAAUGAGAAUGGCUAAAGUGGCUAUACAAUUGGACGCAGGGAACCGACAUAAGGAAGCAUACUGUGAAUACUUGAGAAGUAUUAACUUCAUUUCCCACGCGCUGUUGGAAGAUGCUGCGUCAAUAGAGGAGGGAGAAAUGGUAGCAGUGGAGGUGGAAAAGAUGUUAAAGUUGGCGGAGCAGUGUUUGGAGAGAGCCAAGUCAUUCAUAGGAAGGGAAGAUGAAUCCCAUCCUUCUCCCUCCUCCAUCAUCACAACUACCAACCUGGCAGAACCCAGCCUUGUCUCGGGCACAGCCCCAUCUGUUGCAGUAAGCCCUGGAAAGAUUGUUUCACCCCAAGAGCCAGGUAUGGAUUCUAAACUCAACUCUAGGCGUGGACACUGCAGAGUUCUCUCUGAGGGGGGAGGAGAGGUCUCCCCGUUCCUGCCCCCAGAAGUCUUCCAAAGGUUUCAGGCAAUGGAGUCACUGGACACAAGGAAGGAGCUCACACCCAUAGAAGAGGCCUCACGGUUGAACCAGAAACUGAAAGCAAAUUAUGAAGCUCGUCUGGCCCGACUCCCCCCUGCUCAGGCUCGUAUACAGAAGACGUCUCUGACGCUCUCUUUUCAGAGGCAGAUGAUGGAAAACCUGAUAAUUGCCAAAGCCAGGCAAGAUGCUCUCCAAAGGAAGAUGGAGGAGAGGAGACUGAGGUUGCAGGAGGAGGCCAACAGGAGGUUUGCCGCCUCUGGGUGCAUUUCUGAGGAGGAACAGGAGCAGCGUGUCCUGUACACAAAUGUUCUGGAAUAUGAGCAAGAUCACGACUGGCCCAAGCUUUGGAAAGCCAGACUUAAGAAAUAUCCUGAUGAUGUCACCUUGGUUUCCGGCCUUGUUUCCUGUCUCCUCAGCUGUCCGGACCAUCCUGUGAUGAAACUACUGAAAAGGCACCAGUACAAAGUCUACAACCGACUCUACCCAAUAGUGAGCAAGAGUCUACCUGCAAGUCCCGCCCAGCUAAUAAAACCCUCCCACAGCACUCAAAGCCUGUCCAUCCCUGACUCCCGUCGGAGCGCGUCAGAAUCUAGCGUGGGUCACAGUCUGUCUUCGAACGCCUCUUUAAAUAUCACCACCUCCAAUGAGCAUCGUGCCAAGGAGGCGGAGCUGGAUGUUGACGGCCACCAUACUCCUAACAGGGAGAACUCCUUUGAGGAUCUGGAGCAGUUCCUGUCCCAGCUGGACUGGAAACCCUCUCAUGGGGACCACGACAUGGCCUUUGAACCAUCACAGCUGGUGGAUCAGGAGUCCCUUGUUCAGGACUUGGAGAUGCGUGCUCUCAAAGAUCACUUGAAGGGCAUAGUGAAGGACAUCCAUAUUGCUAUUGAUCAGCUACUGUCCCUGUGUCUGCUGUCAUUUGAGUGUCUGAACACGGCUAGUUCUAAGGACCUGUGUUUGGCUAGCUUAGAGGAAGCCUUUUUUACGCCUGUCUGGAGCCCUCUACUGGCCCUCUUCAGGAAGGUCCACCGACAAAGGGAGCUGUCUUUCGAGUCCAGUAUGAGGCUAUAUCAGGAAGCCUCCCCUGGUGAUGUUGGUGUUGCUCCAGGCCUGUACCCCCAGGACCCUGCAGUGCUGCACGGUUCUUAUCCAUAUGAAUCAGCCGUGCAGGAGCUUCGCUUGCUGUGCGGAGAUUGCUGCCCCCAGAAAAAGCUGGACUGCAUUGUUCGGACGCUGCGCGUGAUUUGCGCUUGUGCCGAAGACUACGGCUGCCUUCACGAGGCAGGUUCCAAAACGGCAGCCAUCGGGGCGGACGACUUGUUGCCUAUCCUCUCCUAUGUGGCCCUGCGCUGUGAGCUGCCUCAGCUAGUGUCUGAAUGUGCUGCCCUGGAGGAGUUUAUUCAUGAAGGAUAUCUGAUUGGAGAGGAGGGCUACUGCUUGACCUCCAUGCAAAGUGCCCUGCAAUAUGUGGAGUCACUACACACUGGAGGCUUUCUGCAGCACAACAGUAAAUUCACCUGAAACAGGCUGCUGCUUUAAAUGGGAAACCCGUAUAUUACCUGUGUCGCAGCGCUCUGGACUGAAGGUCCCAGGAAACUGCAGCCCGCCUCGCACAAUCAUUCACAUGUUCUGCUCAAGGAAGGGCCUCAUUCUUUGCUGUCAAGUAAAUAUUCUGAUUUGAAAGACCUCCCUGAUGAACUGUAGUUUUUCUAUGCAGCAAUGAUUCUGAUUGCCUGUUUGUCAGCCCUGUGAGUUGACGCGGUCCAAGUAACUGCCAGGCUUAUGUGGAGUGCCCUGUAUGGACUAGAGUGUCUUUGACUCCAGGGUCAUUUUAGUGUUUUUAAUAAUACGUUAACCUAAAGGCUGCAAUGUACUUACUUUCUCUAUCGUCCAAUAUUGCAGGGUUUUUAUUGCUUUCAGUAGUUUUAUAAAGGUCUGAAAUGGCACCCUUCACUCCAAAGGAUCAUGUGUAUCUGUUGAAACUCUUAAAGGCAUGGUUUGAAAAAUGUGACGAUUCUUACAAUAUAUUGAUGAAUUAUGUUGGGGGACGUUUGGAUGUAUUAAUGAAGACCAGAUGCCUUCCAGUGUUUUCAGAUUCCAUUUUAUUCAGGAUAAAGAACACUAAGUUGUGUAAAUGAUAGGAAGAUUGCAAUCGAUUGUGCUGCUACAGAUUAUGUGUGCAUGCAAGAAUGUUUUUGGACAAUGCCUCUGUGAAAAAGUACAUGGGGAAUUGAGAUAUGGCCACGGUAUGUUUUUCAAUUUGCAUACUUGGAUGGAGUUCUAGAGGGGAUUUCCAAGGUGUUAGGGGGAAUUACUUUUUAGGAGCUGUUUGGUGUACAGGCCACAGGAAUACAAAUUGGAAAUACAUUUUAACAGAAUAACUUUUGCACUUUAGGUUUGUUCCACUUUGGAAAGCUUUUAAGAUUGUGUGCGCCUGAAUCCAUCAGCGUGCACUUACAGCUAACCAUGUCCAAGCUCCUGGGACUGCUGAGAAAUGAAGCUUUUUUUUUUGCCCUCAUUGUUUACCAUCACAAUGUUUUGUACUUUAACAUUCAUUUGCCAUCACUGGUUGUCAGUGAUGUAUUAGUUAGAGUUGUUAUUUAAGGGAGAGUUCUCCAGUGCCUACAGGACAUGUGCUGAGAGGCGACUCGUUUUGUUUCCACCAAGUUUUAACAGUCAGUUACACCUCUGGAGAUACAGCUCUGGUUAUGUACUCGGCCGACUACAUUGCAGGGACGUGCCAGGUGGGGCAGCAGACAACCUAGUGGAGAGUGCAAUGGGACAGUAACCAAAAGUUCGCUGGUCCAAAUCCCAGAGCCAACAUGGUGACAAAUGUAACUGUGACCUUGAGAAAGGCACUUUAAUCCGAUUUGGUUUUGUAUGGUACUCUGGGUUCUGAAUUAGAACGUAGUCGAAAAAAAUCAUAUGAUCUCCGAACUGCUGGGUACUUGUUUAACGUAUCCAUAAACCACGUCAUAUGAUAUUGCAGUCCGCUGAUGGUGAAGCACGCUGCCACUGGAUGAUGCAAUACAAUGUCUGCAAUGUAGUCGGCCUAGAAUGCCACCAGUUCAUCUUUGUCUGCACAACUACUGUUUAAGGUCUUCAGUUUUUAUUGCUACAUUUUUGUUUAGUACUUUAUUUUGGUCUGUUAAAGUAAUGAAUGGGUCCAAAAUAUGUUUAAAAGAAGUUUCAAAUGUGUUUUGAUGUUAACCUGCCGUUAGAUGUUUUUUUUGGGGGCGUCAUUUAAAAUUGUAACCCAAAUGUGCUUAUGUGUGUAUUUGUGAGAGGGAAGUACGGAUGUAAUGUCUUCUGUUGUAUUUCAUCCCCUAUGUGCAUUACUACAUUGACAUAACAAAUGAUAACAUGUAUUUGUUCUGUUUCUUGGACUCUUGUGACAAGGGUUCAGUGUUACAUUUAGACCUCCUGUUAAUUGUCAGAAAUAUUUUCUAUUUCGCAAUAGAAAGUAUCAGCGUGUAAUGGCUGGUAGAGUUGAAGACUUUUUAAUAAUAAUUUAUUUUUACAAACCUAAUUUCUCCCCUCCCAGUUUUGUCUCCACAUUAUUUUUAAUAACUCCAUUAUUGCCCAACACCUUCCAGCAGGAAAGCGUUUUUCAGUGCAUGCCUUUCAAAUCAUGUCUUGGUCUAUUAUAGAUUGGAACUAAAGUUUGUCUUCCACAGUGGUCUGCAGGUCUGGCUCCAUCCAUGUGGGUUAUAAACAGGACGUCACAUACGAAUGCUCAGACGCCAAAUACGACCAAAAGUGGGAGUGUGAUUCUGCAUUUAUAAAAUUGGAUUUGCCAGAUGGUGGCACUAUAACAAGUGAUUAAAUAUGCAAAUUAUUGGUCUGA